CACGCGACGGGCAGCUCCGCCCCAUCUCGCUCCGCCGUGGCCGCCCCGCGCCGCUCGCAGCCGCUUCUCCGCGCCCCGAGAUGCCGCUUUUCAGCGUGCCCAAGGAGGUGGCCGUCGGCACGGCCAUGCUGGGGGUCGCCUUCGCCACCGGGCUGCUGGCAGGUAGAAGAUACCCAUCCCUAGUGUUUGGGACAUCCAAACCACACAAGAGUAUUAUUGGAAAAAGCAGCCCUCUCUGGCAAUACAUACUGGAUCAUUCCUUGAGGGAACAUCCGAUUCUGAAGAAGCUGCGCUUGCUCACUGCAGAUUAUCCCUGGGGCAAAAUGAUGGUGUCCUGUGACCAGGCUCAGUUUAUGGCAAAUUUAAUCAAACUCAUUAAAGCCAAGAAAGUUAUUGAAGUAGGAGUUCUCACAGGAUAUAAUGCCUUGAGUAUGGCACUUGCCCUGCCAGAUAAUGGCAGAGUUAUUGCUUGUGACAUAAAUGAAGAUUAUGCCAAAAUUGGAAAGCCACUGUGGAAAGAAGCAGGAGUAGAUCAUAAAAUUGACCUACGGAUUAAGCCAGCUACUCAAACGCUUGAUGAGCUGUUGGCUGAUGGAGAAGCAGAAACCUUUGACUUUGCUUUCAUUGAUGCGGAUAAAGAAAGCUACAAUGAGUACUAUGAAAAAUGUUUGCGUCUCAUAAAGAAAGGGGGAAUAAUAGCUAUUGAUAAUGUUCUUCGGAGUGGAAGGGUGCUAAAACCAAGAAAGGAUGACUUGGAAACACAGAGCAUCCACCACCUCAAUGAGAAGCUUGUCAGAGAUGCACGAGUCAACAUCAGCAUGAUCCCAAUGGGGGAUGGAGUGACUUUAGUGUUCAAGUUGUAAAUGGAGGAAGCCCAGCACAUGGGAAACAGCAAGCAUCGCAUCACCAGGAAAAAUGCAGACAAAACACUGUCAAAAAUGAUUAUUUAACCUAUACCUCCACAGGAUAGUGCAGCCUGGGAAAGUAGACUUCAGAAGCAGCAAGACUGUAAGGGCAGCUGAGUUGAAGAGAGAGAUUUGCUUUGAGGUGUACUAUGGCUUCUUAUUUUCAUUAUAAUGAAGGAAGUACAUUAGAAAAUUGUCUUUUUAAGACAGUGAUUGAAAAAAAUAAAUACAUCUAGAAUGACUGACUUCCAGCUGUGUCAGUACAAGAGUUUCUCUGCCCUGAAAGAGGCUACUGGGGCUGAGACAAAAGGAAGGUGAGGGCACGGGGAAUUAAAAUACAGAAAUAUUACGUAACUGGGGCAAGAUCAUAGGGAAGUCCAAAAUCACUCUCAGAAACAAAUCUUAACCGCUAGAACACUCUUCCCCUAUGUUUUCACUGCUUAGAAUGGACAUUAAUUGCACCUUCCACUACUGAGGAGUAAGUCUUGAAUUUGGUCAGGAAGAAAGGGUUUGAGUAGCAGCUAGAUAAAGCAGUAGGUAAGCUGAGACAAAAUAAAAAUGCUGGUGUAACUCAGAACAAAUUUGCAUUAAUUAAGAGCAAAUGGGUCCCACUUUGUUAUAACUAAGAAAGACAAAGCAAAAAAUCUUUUGUUACCAGGAGAUUGGAGUUCAGCUGUUUGUGGAAAAAAGGUCCAUUUUCUGGUUGCCUUAUUGCUGCUCAUUUUGUUGGGUUAUUUCUGCAGAAGACACAGCAAGAUGAAUAAAGAAGGGGCUAAGGUACAUGUUUUGGUGACACAUUUUGAGGAGUGGAGAGGUGGAAACACUCUACAGAGUGAACUUGGAGCUCACAUGUGAUUAGUCUCUAAAAGCAGCAUAAAAUUUGGGCUGUUUAGUACUUCCUUACAUGCUAGGAAUCCAUGCAGGUAAGAGUAUUCAUCAAACUAUUUCCGUAGGUUCCCAUCUGUUGGGAACAUCUGUCUCAAUUUAACUGAAAGAGUGAAUCUGCCCAGUUUCACUGGGUCUUUGCACGUCCUGCAUGCUUCUUGCAAAACCGGGCCAGUAAAAUUCCUGUUUUUUCCCAGUUACCAUCACUGGCUUAGACACUUCGAUUUUUUUAAUGGCAGUGUAAAUGAACAGAAGGUUAAAGGGUCAUUGUCCACAAAAGACUCUAGAGGACACUAUUUAGUUGAAAAAGUCCAAAUGAGAAUUUGUUUUGGUGACUCAUUUUUGUGUAAUAAGACUAAGUAAAAAUUACAUGCCUACUCGAGAAGACUACUUUAUGUUCUUUUGGUAUUAAGAUACUUGCUAGGGAUUGUGAAGCACCAAGAACCUUAGUGUUUAUUCCUCCAAAAUAAAUGGGUAGCUAAAGUCAUAA
Numida meleagris (helmeted guineafowl) is the source of this 2280-nucleotide messenger RNA. It is a transcript of the gene COMTD1, whose product is annotated as catechol-O-methyltransferase domain containing 1. NCBI's taxonomy places the organism in Eukaryota, Metazoa, Chordata, Aves, Galliformes, Numididae. The coding region runs from base 81 to 863 and encodes 260 amino acids. The record is from RefSeq and is a predicted model, not a curated record. Gene Ontology annotation, molecular function: O-methyltransferase activity; S-adenosylmethionine-dependent methyltransferase activity. The transcript is spliced from 7 exons.